AUGACAGUCGCGCUGAGAUUCCACGCUGUUGCCCGUCGAUCGGGCUUGUCCUGGGGUAGCUAUACCCUGCGGCGCACGGUGCCAGGACGGAGCUAUUCCACUGCAGUUCCCGCUGAUGGAUCAUUGCCUUUGGCUGGUAUUCGGGUGCUUGAUAUGACGCGUGUUCUGGCCGGUCCUUAUUGCACCCAAAUCCUAGGUGAUUUAGGAGCGGACGUCAUCAAGGUUGAACAUCCUGUACGCGGCGACGAUACUCGAGCCUGGGGUCCGCCGUAUGCGCCGUAUGAAGAUGCUUCCAAGAAAGGACCUGGCGAAAGUGCCUACUAUCUGGCUGUCAACCGGAACAAGAAAUCUCUUGGUCUCUCCUUCCAACACAAGUCGGGCGUCGAAAUUCUACACAAGCUUGCAAAGGAGUGCGAUGUCCUAGUCGAGAACUAUCUCCCUGGAGGUCUCAAAAAAUAUGGCAUGGACUAUGAGACAUUGCGGGAAAUCAAUCCUAAGUUGAUCUACGCCAGUAUCACCGGGUAUGGCCAGACAGGCCCAUACAGCAACCGAGCAGGCUACGACGUCAUGGUGGAAGCCGAGAUGGGAUUGAUGCAUAUCACCGGUGCCCGGGAUGGCGCACCAGUGAAGGUCGGUGUUGCCGUUACCGAUCUGACCACGGGACUGUACACAUCAAAUGCCAUUAUGGCGGCUUUGAUUGCUCGGGGUCGCACUGGGCGGGGUCAGCAUAUCGAUGCUUGCUUGAGUGACUGCCAGGUCGCUACGCUAUCAAACCUGGCGAGCUCUGCGCUUAUCAGUGGCAAAAAGGAUUCAGGCCGUUGGGGCACAGCACACCCAUCCAUUGUGCCUUACAGGAGCUAUAAGACCCUCGAUGGAGACAUUCUCUUCGGCGGUGGCAAUGACAGACUGUUUGGUGUGUUGAGUGAUCGAUUGGGCUUCCCUGAGUGGAAGACAGACCCCCGCUUCGUCACCAACAGUGACAGAGUGCAACACCGAGCUGAAGUUGACGGUAUGAUCGAGAGCACCACGGUUCAAAAGACCACACAGGAAUGGCUGGAUAUCUUUGAAGGCAGCGGUAUGCCCUAUGCAGCUGUCAACGACAUUCAGGGAACCCUGAACCACAAGCAUGUUUUGGCGCGAGAUAUGGUCACAGAAGUUGACCACCCUGCAUGUGGCCCCAUCAAGCUGGUCAACACACCUAUCAAGUACUCUGAGGCGAAGCCGGGUGUGCGCACACCUCCUCCCACUUUGGGCCAGCAUACAGAUGAAAUCUUGGGUAGUGUCCUUGAUUAUGGAGAGGCAGAUAUUGCCCGUCUUAAGGAACAGGGAGUCAUCUCCUGA
Penicillium paradoxum is the source of this 1341-nucleotide messenger RNA. RefSeq names its product CaiB/BaiF CoA transferase family protein. The transcript is spliced from 6 exons. NCBI's taxonomy places the organism in Eukaryota, Fungi, Ascomycota, Eurotiomycetes, Eurotiales, Aspergillaceae. Gene Ontology annotation, molecular function: catalytic activity. The coding region runs from base 1 to 1341 and encodes 446 amino acids. The record is from RefSeq and is a predicted model, not a curated record.